Messenger RNA from Naegleria fowleri, 1815 nucleotides. RefSeq lists its product as uncharacterized. The transcript has a single exon. Lineage: Eukaryota; Heterolobosea; Eutetramitea; Acrasida; Naegleriidae. Gene Ontology annotation, cellular component: Cdc73/Paf1 complex. Gene Ontology annotation, biological process: transcription elongation by RNA polymerase II; positive regulation of transcription elongation by RNA polymerase II. The record is from RefSeq and is a predicted model, not a curated record. Gene Ontology annotation, molecular function: RNA polymerase II complex binding. The coding region runs from base 1 to 1815 and encodes 604 amino acids.
AUGGAUGGUCCUCUCGAAGUCUUAACUUCUCAUCUCAAAUCAAAAGCAAAUCCCAUCACUUACACCCCACAAAACAUCAUACUUGAUGCUUCUCAUUGUUAUCCAAGCGAUACUCGUAUCAAAUUACCAAACAAUCAACAACUUUCUUUGGCUCAACUUUGGUUUAUUCUCAAGAAUGAUGAUUUUUCAGCCUAUUUGAAACAAUGUAAAGAAUACAAUAUCAAUUCCGUUACUUUCCCUAUCUUUCAAUCCAUCAAGCAACAUUUCAAAUCAGAGUUAGGCCAAGAGAUUGAUAGUCAUUUGCUUGUCUUUGGUGAUGACUCGACCUUGCAGAAUAUUCAAAGUAGUAGUAGCAGUGGUGGUAGUGGAGGUGUUAUGAGUGGUAGCAGCACGAGUGGUGGUAUCCUUGCAGGAAGUACCACACUCGGGUCGGAUCUCUCGAGUGCUGUUGGUGGUGGUGCUUUAGCAAUGGAUCAAAGUACAAAGAAGAGAGAUUUCAAUGAAGCAAGCUUGAGUCAAGGGGAUCAAGAUCGUGGUAAUAAGAAAUCAAAACCAUUUCAUAUGCCAUUCUCAUCGGGUGCUAUGAGUAGUACUUUUGAAUUUGGAGAAAAAGAAAAGGAAUCUAAAAAGGAAUUUAUUCAAUUCCUAACCAAUUUGUUACCAUCAGAUGCAUCAACAAGUAUGAAUGUAGAUGCCUAUCUACCUUAUCUCAUCUAUGAUCGAAGUCAUGUUAUUAAUUAUAUUAAUUCUAAGGAAAUUCCAUUUAGUACUCGAAUUACACAAACACAAAUUGAAAAGGAAUAUGUUGAUAAGAAGAAUUCAUCAGAACUCGUUGCAACCAAUCCGAAUGGAUCAUCAAAAUCUUCAGUGUCAUAUUUUACCAAUUGUUUGGAUAAUAUCAAAAGAUGUAAAGAACAUUUUGUUCACUACAAGAAAGAAGAACAAAAGAAAAAGAAAGAAAGAGAAAAGAAAGAAAAGGCUCAAAGUUAUAAUCAAGAAAAUGUUAAAUUGAAUUACAAUGUGAAGGGUCGAUUUGAUGAAAGAAAUGUUUGGCAAUCAGAAUUUGGAAAUGAAGAUAUUUUGAAUGAUUUCCAAAUUAACACAACAGGUUCCAUGAUGAUGGAUGCUAGUGGUAGUGGUGUUAAUGGUGGUAAUAACAGUAGUAAUGGCGGUGGUGUUGGACUCGGUGGAGAUUUAUCAACAGCGGCAGUUUCAAGUACAUCUUCUUCAACUAGUGCCUUGAAUCAAGAGACCAAUAACACUCGAUCGAGUCAACCUUCAUCAGAAGCAAGUUCCAAACAAAAACCAACAACAACCGAUUCGAAACAUGCCUCUAAAAAAUCAUUACCUAUCAUUUUACUUCCACCUGCUCGAUCUUCACUUCUCACUCUUUACAAUGUGAAAGAUUUUCUUCAAAAAGGAACAUUUAUUACUACUGAAGAUAAGAAGAAGAAUUUAGAUCCAAAUUUACCAAAACCAAAGGAGGUGAUCAUCAAACAUCCAAAAUCAAAUCAACAAUUUCUUGUGUUGGAUACAACAAAGAACUUUCAAAAGAAAGAUUGGGAUCGAGUUGUUGCAAUAUUUACAAUUGGACAAUUAUGGCAAUUCAAAGAUAGUAAUAACUGGUUCUCUACAGAUCCAUCUGUAAUAUUUGCAAAGAAGAAGGGAUUUACUCUUGUCUAUGACAGCGAUGCUUUGGCACCAAAUCUUCAAAAUUGGAAUUUAGAAAAAUUAUAUAUCAGCAAAUCAGAAACAAAAAGACACACCGACAGUACUGUUGCAAGAAAGUUUUGGAAUGCCAUUGGAUUGGAGUAG